Messenger RNA from Aureobasidium musti, 1755 nucleotides. Lineage: Eukaryota; Fungi; Ascomycota; Dothideomycetes; Dothideales; Saccotheciaceae. The record is from the annotation of a GenBank genome assembly.
AUGCCCAAACGACCAAGAAGCCAUGAUGAAGAUGAUACAGCAGAAGAUGUCCAGGCCGAACAUGUGGAAAUGACACCAUCCAAGAGGAGGAUGAUCGACGCAGAGACACCGUCACGACACACCAACGCAGACACGCCCUCGAAACAGCGUUCCAUCCUCAAAUCCAACCUCAAGCAGGAAGGAACUCCUCGAUCUCUACGAAAAGUCCUCUUCUCUACCCCAGCUAAACCUGGCGAUUACGACACUCAAGAUGCGCCGACCAAGGACUCCCNNCCCUUGACGGCCGCUCUCAAUGCAGAUCGUUCUGCCAGGCGCAAGAGCCACAAGAUCCUGUUCGACCCUCAAGAUCAAGACGAGUCUGCCGUAGACGACACCGGCCUGGAAGAUGCACUUGCUCGUGAGAUCCUGGAUGACGCCGUUGAGUCGGGUCAAGAUAUGCCAGACGACGACAACAUCACCGCUAUUCCAGGUACUCCCUCGAAGACUCCCAGGCCGAGAGGACGACCGAAGGGCAAGAAGAGGCAGCCGUCUCCCACACCACAGGACAUGCCAUCACAUGAGCUGUACUUCUUCCAGAACAGGCCAGGAGGUGUCAAGACGUCAACAAAUAUUCUGCCGAGUAACGCUCUUCUCAACCAUGACGACUACUUUGCUGUGAUCAAUGCAUACAACGACCCGCACGCUGCAGAUAAACAGUUUUUGGCUGGGUUACAUGAGUAUGGUUUCGGUCAGUGGUGGUUCGAACUCCAACAAGGCUUCAAUAUUUGCAUCUACGGCUACGGCUCUAAACGUGAACUUCUUCUCGAUUUUGCAGACCAUCUCUACCAAGCUUCAGAUAAAAGGCCCAACCUCAUUGUCGUCAAUGGCUACUCACCCAACAUAUCGGUCAGAGACGUUCUGACCACCAUCGCAAAACACUCUCUACCUGCUUCAGUAGCCAGCAAGCUUCCUCUUCAGCCUCAGGCUCUCCUGGACGCUCUCCUCUCCGCGCUAACAGCAAAUCCGCCUGCCUCGCCCAUAUAUAUACUUGUCCAUUCCAUCGACAGCCCGUUCUUCCGAAAACCACUUUUCCAAUCCACCAUCUCGGCUCUAGCCGCCCAUCNNCCUCAUAUCUGUCUGGUUGCAUCAGCAGAUACACCGACCUUCCCUCUACUCUGGGACAUAUCACAACGCUCUUCGCUCCGUUUCCUAUUCCACGACACUACGACUUUUGCACCUUACACUGCAGAACUCGACCCUGUAGAAGAGGUCAACAUCUUGCUCAAUCGCAGUGGUCGCCGGAUAGGUGGAAAGGAUGGUGUGGCAUAUGUCUUGCGCUCACUACCCGAGAAUGCGAGAAACUUGUUCCGCAUCUUGGUCGCAGAACAAUUGGCCCUAGCCGACACCACCUUUGAGGCACAUCCCGACUCCUCAGAUUCAGAAAGUAUCCUGGGUCACUCGGAUGAUGACAUGGAUGUGGACCACGGAAAUGUCACAAAGCCCACCCGUGGCCGAGGCCGUCCGCCAAAGAAGGCGCCAACUCCCAAAGUCAAGAAACACAAGACUUCGGCGUUUGUGGGUGUCGAGUACAGGACGUUAUAUCACAAGGCUGUUGAAGAGUUCGUUUGUUCGUCAGAGAUGAGUUUCAGGACUCUGCUCAAAGAGUUUCAUGAUCACGAUAUUGUGGAGAGCAAGAAAGACGGUUUGGGUGUUGAAAGGUUGGCUGUGCCUUUUGGAAGAGAGGAUCUUGAGGACAUGUUGCAGGAGUUGGUAUGA